This is a messenger RNA of Harpegnathos saltator (Jerdon's jumping ant), 1858 nucleotides long. RefSeq names its product venom acid phosphatase (gene Acph-1). Gene Ontology annotation, biological process: dephosphorylation. The transcript has 9 exons. Lineage: Eukaryota; Metazoa; Arthropoda; Insecta; Hymenoptera; Formicidae. Gene Ontology annotation, molecular function: phosphatase activity. The coding region runs from base 312 to 1526 and encodes 404 amino acids. The record is from RefSeq and is a predicted model, not a curated record.
AUACCCAGGAAUUUCGUAAUCGGAAAUCGACUGCGAUGACUACAACGAACUGAGGAGGAAGUUGCCGCGUGGCGGCCGAAUGUCUUGUCGUUGCUUGUUCAUGCCGGGAAAAUGAGCAAACCGUGCCGCAGUCGAUUGCAGCGAAGAAAAUCCGGAAACGCGCUUGAGUCGCGCGAAUUCCCGUUCGAGCGUUCCCAGCGUAAUGUGGCUUGUGCUCGAUCACCGACAUCGGAAGCGAUACGUGCGAAAUUGUGCACAAACAGACCGUCUUAUAAUGAUCGAAGGCUGUUGGAGCAUUUCCGGCCUGUAAGAUGAUCUUGCUUCGCAAUUUCUGCAGCUACUUGACGAUCGUCACGGUCAUCCGUUUGAGCGCAAUUCCAGUGGAGGCUGUGGAGUCUGAGCUCAAGUUAAUUAACGUGGUGUUCAGACACGGAGACCGAACGCCCGAUAACAACGGAUUCGAGAUGUACCCGACUGAUCCGUAUAUAAAUAACUCUUUCUACCCGACAGGUCGCGGACAGUUGACUCUAGCCGGCAAAAGACGCGAAUACAAGUUGGGUCAGAAUUUACGUAACAGAUAUAGCGAUUAUCUGGGUAGCGUGUAUUUACCAGGACAUGUCGUAGCUCGCAGUUCGGAUUACGACAGAACGAAAAUGUCUCUGCAACUUGUUCUCGCGGGUUUGUAUCCUCCAGCAGAUGUUCAAAGGUGGAACAAGUGGCUUAAUUGGCAACCGAUCCCGGCAUUGUACACGCCACGUGUCGACGACAAACUUUUAUUGUCCGAUGAAUGCCCGGAAUAUCUCAACGAGUACGAACGAGUACUGCGGACACCUGAAGUACAAGCGAUAAUGGAUCAGUUUAAGGAUAUGAAACAUAACUUGACGAAGCAAACUGGGAAGUCGUUUGAAAGAAUCCAGGAUUACUUCUUUCUCUACCAAACUUUUAUAGCGGAGUCCUCUUUGGGAUUACCUCUUCCCGAGUGGGCAUACAAUUAUUUCCCCAAUAGUCAACUAUUCGAUGCGACUGUAGCGUCGUAUGAUAUUUCCAAUGAAAACGACAUCCUUAAGAAAUAUUUCGCUGGUCCGUUGAUCCGCGCCAUGACGGACAACAUGAUAGCCGCGCAAAACGACGCAUCGCUCACGAAGGUUUAUUUAUAUAGCGGUCACGAGAGCAACAUCGCGGCUCUGUUGCACGCGCUCCGAGUGUACGAGCCGCACGUUCCUGAGUAUUCCAGCGCAAUUUUUAUAGAAUUGCAGAAGAUCAAUUCCGAAUUUUACGUAAAGAUCAUAUAUUACCUGGGCAUCCCGCCGGACAUCAAGGAGCUCACGCUACCGGGCUGCGAAUUACUUUGUCCCUUCGACAAGUUCUUAGACCUGAUGGAGCAUAUCAUGCCGACCGACGAGGAGUUGGUUUGCGACAAGAGGAAGACUCCGAGUUAUGCUAACGUGCCAUAUCCAGCUGCGGUGCAGCAGUUGGUCUAUGAACUGUUGAAAUCAUCGACGUCAAAGAAUAGAAAUCGACUGUGAGGAAGUAUGCAACGUACUGCAAGUGUCAGGCAAACAAAGCGACAAAGUUUUUAAGACAUUGAACGUGAAAUAUUGAAAUUCACAUGCCUUUUGUACUAUUGUGAUUUGUGUGUUUUCUCAACAAAUUAGUUAUUAAUUCUAUAUUCGUUCGUUCAUCGUUACAUCGAAUAUUCGUGCAUCGUGUUCGAACAGUCGAUGAAAGUUCGCUUCGUAGAGCUGCGAGUUCUUGAUGAUUUCGAGAAAUCUGUUCUGAGACCAUAGAUUUUUCUUCCGUCCUUUUAUAUUUCUGAUAUUUAUUAUCAUAGAAAUCAUUAAACAAGUGUGAAACGUUU